UAAAGGUAAGUUAGUCAUUUUGGAUUAUGACUUAGCAGUCAAUAAAUUGUUUUUGUUUUUUUUAGGUUCAAAAAGUUAAAAACAUCAAAUUUAACAUGUCAUUAUGAGUAAAAAUGGAUCUUUGUAGAAUUAUAAAUUGAUGAUGUGUAUCAAAUGCCCAAAGAAAAUGGACUAAAGAUGUCAGAGAAACAUCUCUGUACUUUACAACUCAUUAAAAAUGAAAGGUUCUAUGAAUAUACACCAGUAUGCAAAUUAGACACGCCCCCAUGUCUGUGCGCCAUCACUAAUAUAGCCAAUCCACAGCCACGGAGUGGUGUUGUGACAUCACAAAAUGAGCUGACUGUAUGUAGAUAUGUAGCCCCGCCCAUCAUUUUUUAAAUCUAAAGUAAAGUAAAGAAUUUAAGUAAAGUAAAGAAUUGCAAUCUCUUUUAUAUUUAGUUCCGUUUUAACUCAUGUUACCAAAAGACUCAAAUUUAUGUAAACAGAAUCAGCAACAAAGUGGAGUUAAUUAUUUAUAUUUAUUUAUUUAUUUAUUUAUUUGACUUAAAAAAAAGAAUGUAUCUGAUGCUUCAUUGAGAAGAAUGAAAACCGGCGUGACUUUACAGUAGCACAUUAGAUUUACUACUGAAUCAUUGUCCAUCUAGUGUGUGUGUGUGUGUGUGUGUGUGUGUAAGGAUUAGAGCAGCUUUAGUGCUGUAUAAAUAACAGACAUUGAUGUGAUUCACGACUCGUCAGAUAGUUUCACACUAAAAGCUGAGAAAUGUUUAACAGCACAGGCGUGUGUUUGCUCAGCUAACGGCUCUGCUGACUCUUUGUUCCUUCUUUGCUCCGCUGAUCUGUAAUGGACCUUCAGUGAGCCGUCAAUCACGCGAGAUUGUGUGGAGUAGUCUGUGGAAGAGGAACGUCAUUUCUCCAUUCAGCUUCUGAAACCAGGUUUCAUCAUUCUUCAUGAAUAAAUAUCAUGCGUUAGUCAUGUCAUAACUAAUAAACACUGUGUGUGUGUGUGUGUGUGUGUGUGUGUGUGUGUGUGUGUGUGUGUGUGUGUGUGUGUGUUUGCAGGGUCAAGAGGUUCUUCAUUUUCUUUGGCAGUAAAAUGUGACCUGCUAAUGUAUUGCUGUCCAAUCAGCUGGUUGGGAACCCUGGCAAGCCCCACCCACUUUCCCCUCUUUCUUUACUCGUCUGUUUUGCGAGUACGUGUAUAAAUUUGUUCAGCACACUGCCGGAUUUUACAAGGCCAGAACGAACCCUGAAGAUGUUCAGCAAUAGUUUCAUGAAGAAGGAGGUUCCUCUGUCCGUCUGUGCACAGGUUCUGUUAUUCUGUGCAGUGAUGUGUGUGAGACAGAGAGGAGAACCGUGUUCACAAACCAAGCCGUGCCAGAAGGGGCUACGCUGUCGCUACAUGGGAGGAAACGGGAACAGAACCAGAACAGUGUGUGCUGCUCCUGAUGCAGACUCCUGUGUACUGGGAAACUCUGUGUACCACAGCGGCGAGACGUUCUUCCCGAGCUGCAGAUACCAGUGUGUAUGUCACGGUGGGCAGAUCAGCUGCGUCCCCCGCUGUAACCUGGAUGUGAUGCUCCCGGGUCCAGACUGUCCGUUCCCACGUAAGGUGCAGGUUCUAGGAGAAUGCUGUGAGAAGUGGGUGUGUGAUGCACAGGCCGAGGUCAGCGUGCUGGGGGCCUUCGCCAUGGCGGCAUACAGACAGGAGGAGACGUUGGGCUUCGAUCCCAGCAUGGAGUGCAUGGAGCAGUCAACAGAGUGGAGCGCGUGUUCCCGUUCCUGUGGAAUGGGCGUGUCCAUACGGGUGACCAAUCAGAACCGGCGCUGUGAGAUGGUGAAACAGAGCCGCUUGUGUAUGGUGCGUCCCUGCGACGCCACCAAAGAGCAAGCAGACCCUCAGGAAGUCGGGACGUGUCUCAGGACCACGCAGAGCCCCGAACCCGUCCACUUCACCUUCAGGAACUGCUCGAGCGUGCAGGCAUUUCGUCCUCGUUUCUGCGGCCGCUGCUCAGACGGUCGCUGCUGUACGCCCCACGCCACCAAAACGGCACCGGUGACGUUCCGCUGCCCGGACGGAUCCACGCUCAAGAGACCCGUCAUGUUCAUCCGUACGUGUGCGUGCCACCGUAACUGCCCAGCGAAGGAUAACGUACCACAGCGCGGACCCGAGACCGACCACGCCUCCGUCCUCACCCACUGAAGUCAUGUGGAGAACAAACAUGGAGACGCUUUUACUGCUUUGACCGAGCCUAACUCUGGCAGGAGCGAUGAGAUGACCUGAGUGGGGUUUCAUAUAAAAGCCCCAAGAAAACAGCUGAUAAACAAAAAUGACUUACGGUCAUUUUUACGGUCAUGACUUACGUAUUUCUUACUAAUUCAAGAAUUAUUUGGCUUAGAGGUUUGCGUUAAAUUAGCUGCAUGGAUCAGUAGCUUAACUGUUUAAAAAACAACCGUAAAUAACGACAGUUUAGUGUUAUUUUAUUCUGAUUGUAAAACUCCACAAAGGCUUUGUAUUUUUAUUUAUUCAAUUUUUUGUGCAGAAGUUAUAAAA
Messenger RNA from Ictalurus punctatus (channel catfish), 2551 nucleotides. Its product is annotated as CCN family member 3. The coding region runs from base 1253 to 2200 and encodes 315 amino acids. Gene Ontology annotation, biological process: signal transduction; cell adhesion. The transcript has 5 exons. NCBI's taxonomy places the organism in Eukaryota, Metazoa, Chordata, Actinopteri, Siluriformes, Ictaluridae. The record is from RefSeq and is a predicted model, not a curated record. Gene Ontology annotation, molecular function: heparin binding; integrin binding. Gene Ontology annotation, cellular component: extracellular matrix.